Messenger RNA from Sardina pilchardus (European sardine), 726 nucleotides. Its product is annotated as zinc-binding protein A33-like. The record is from RefSeq and is a predicted model, not a curated record. The coding region runs from base 94 to 726 and encodes 210 amino acids. The transcript has 2 exons. Gene Ontology annotation, molecular function: ubiquitin protein ligase activity; protein binding. Lineage: Eukaryota; Metazoa; Chordata; Actinopteri; Clupeiformes; Clupeidae. Gene Ontology annotation, biological process: protein ubiquitination. Gene Ontology annotation, cellular component: cytoplasm.
CAGUGCACACUGCAGGAUCCAGAGAGGGUUUCAGGAGCUCUGAUCAACGUGGCAAAGCACCUGGGCAACCUGAAGUUCACAGUCUGGGAGAGGAUGAAGGACAUUGUUCAAUACACUCCUGUGACUCUUGAUCCCAACACCGCAAAUCCACAGCUCACCAUAUCCGAGGAUCUGACCAGUAUAGGAUUCAGAGAAGAAACACAGAAGCUUCCUGAUAUCCCUGAGAGAUUUGAUGAGUAUACCAUUGUCUUGGGCUCUAAGAGCUUUAACUCAGGGACUCACUGCUGGGAUGUGGAGGUUGGAGACACUGCUGGUUGGGUCCUAGGUGUGAUGACCGAGUCUUCCCAGAGGAAGGGUAGUGGUUUUGCGAGAAGUGGUGUGUGGGCUAUAGGUUAUGGUGGUGGCAAAUAUACUGCAUAUUCUCCAUCGGAAAAGGAGAUUGUCUUACGUGUAAAUUGGAAACCAAAGAAAAUAAGAGUUAAGCUGGACUGGGAUGAACGAGAGGUGUUAUUUUGUGACCCUGAUGAUAACCAUUCCCUACACAUAUUCACAUCCAGACAUUCCUUCACUGAGCCUCUGAUCCCUCUCUUCAGCUCCCCUUCCAGGAUUGUGCCUUUGGAGACAUAUGUAGCUCUAGAAGAGUUAGAGUCUGUAGAUGGACAGCAAUAUGCAAAGAGCAGGUAUGCCGGAACAAGCAAAAGGGGGAAAAAAUACACAAGGUGGUAA